AUGGCCGUAAUCAAUCAAACAGACUGUUUUAAUUUCAACAUAAAGUUUUGGAAAUUUUUGGGCAUCUGGCCGUCGACAAGCUUUGGUCAUUACUACAAGUACUAUUCUAGAGUGUUCGUGAUGACCUUUCAAAUAUUCUACAAUUUGCUUUUUUCGCUAAAUUUUUAUUACUUGCCGCGGCAGUUGGAUAUCUUUAUUGAAGAGACGAUAUUUUAUUUUACCGAAAUCGCAGUUAUGUCGAAAGUUUUGACCUUUUUCUUUAUGCAUGAUAAAAUUGUCGAGAUUUUUAUAAAGCUGCAGAGUGAUAUUUUUCAACCAACGAAUGAGUACGGGGUCAAAGUUAUAGAGAAUGCUGUGAAAUUCAACGUAAGAUACAGGAAAAUUUUAGCUGUCGUAUGUUUUAUAUCUAGUGUGGCACUUUUGCUGACGCCAAUCAUAGCGCAUCUGUUAAUGUCAGUGGAGUUAGUUUUACCAGUGUGUAGUUACUCGUUCUUGUCGGAAGAGAUAAAGAAAAAUUUUAUAUAUCCUAUUUAUUGUUAUCAGUGCUUUGGGAUGUUUUUCCAUAUGUUGUACAAUAUGAACAUAGAUAUAUUUUUCUUGGGGGUUCUAAUUUUUACAAUAGCGCAGUUGGAUAUUCUUGCGGAAAAAUUCCGUAAUAUAACUGAUGGACACCGAUUUGAAGAAACAGAUGAAAGAAAUGGAAAUUGUAGGCAUAUUGGCAAUGAUGACAAAGAGUUAAUUUCGAGAUUAAACAAAGCGAUUGUUCACUAUGAUGAAGUAAGCAAGUUCUGCGAAUUGAUUCAAGACACAUUUAGUGUUACUCUAUUUAUUCAAUUCAGCAUGGCUUCGUGUAUUAUUUGCAUCUGUGCAUUUAGAUUUAUCUUGCCUGGGUCAGUACAAUACUAUAUCUUUCUGGUAACUUAUACGAGUGUUAGGAUUAUCCAAAUCAUGGUGCCUUGCUGGUUCGGAAAUCGUAUUAUGGACAAGAGCUACGAGCUUUGCCAUGCAUUAUAUUGUUGCAAAUGGACGUCGAAAUCCCGAAUAUUCAAAAGCAGCGUACGAAUUUUCAUGGUAAGAGCCUGUAGACCACUGACUAUAACGGGAGGGAAAAUGUUUUCACUGUCGUUGAUAACUUUUACUUCCAUAUUACAAACCGCGUACUCUUUUUUCACUCUACUUUGUCACAUGCGGAAUCGUCUGUAA
Hyposmocoma kahamanoa is the source of this 1203-nucleotide messenger RNA. It is a transcript of the gene Or-13, whose product is annotated as odorant receptor 46a-like. NCBI's taxonomy places the organism in Eukaryota, Metazoa, Arthropoda, Insecta, Lepidoptera, Cosmopterigidae. Gene Ontology annotation, biological process: sensory perception of smell; detection of chemical stimulus involved in sensory perception of smell. Gene Ontology annotation, molecular function: odorant binding; olfactory receptor activity. The transcript has 5 exons. The record is from RefSeq and is a predicted model, not a curated record. Bases 1 to 1203 code for a protein of 400 amino acids. Gene Ontology annotation, cellular component: plasma membrane.